AUGCAUCUCGACCACAAGAUCCCAUGGCACCUGAUUGCUCCCCAUUUCUCCCUUACGCCAGCUGAACAAGAAGGCAACUAUAGCCUAACUGCGCUAGGUUUGCCUGAGCAGCAAGCGGUUAUCGGCCACUUCAAUCGCGUGUUCCUGACAACUAUCAGGGAAUUCUCUGAUACCGAGAGCAUGAAGAUUCAUUCAGCACCAGUAAAUGGAAAACUCUUUUCCGACGAUGUGCUCUACUUCGCUGAGCGCCACUUUGGUCUCGAGCCUCAUGAGGAUAACUCAGCAUUGCACAACCCGCUCAAGGCGUCGCAUCAAGAUCUCGAAUAUUGGAAACGCCGAGCUAAGGAUCCAGAUAGCGACUAUGAGCUAUGCUAUACCACUGCUGAUGCCAACCUGGCCGAUGCAGCGAAGAUGUUAGUCAUUGUAGCUGCUACCGCCGAUGACAAACCCAUUCGCCGUGAGGCGUUAACUGCGCUUGUUCGUCUUGCCAACGAGGUCCCUUUAUCAAACCUACGUGGUCUUCACUGGGGCCAUGCCUUCGGACUCGAUCUCGUCGCGAGCGUGGCGUUGCAAAUGUACAUCUACCUGAACCUCAUUGAAGCUGUUGAGUCUCGGGCAGCAGAACGGGUGCCGUUGCUAUCUGUUGACAAUUUUCUGUCUUUUCUAUGUAACCACGCCCUUGAGAACUAUGACUUCCCGGCACAGAAUAUUCCGCAUCGACAUUUUUGGUUUUCUCUUGGGGUUAAUGAGUCGUGGGCUGCGGGUCGGCGAAAGGGUACGCUUGAAGGGGACAUGGUAGCAAUUGAUCCGCUGGCAGACGGAGCAGAUGAAGUCCAAAAACAGCCGAGAGACCGUUUGAGGAAAUACUUGAAGGACUGUUUUGCGAUUUUGUAUGUGUAUGAUGUGGUUUUGAGAAAUGCGGUAGGGACGGAGAGGGCGGAUGAGCAUUGGCAGUCCGAGCUGAAUUGGGUAUUUGAGUGGCUAUGA
Messenger RNA from Fusarium proliferatum ET1, 987 nucleotides. RefSeq lists its product as uncharacterized. NCBI's taxonomy places the organism in Eukaryota, Fungi, Ascomycota, Sordariomycetes, Hypocreales, Nectriaceae. The coding region runs from base 1 to 987 and encodes 328 amino acids. The record is from RefSeq and is a predicted model, not a curated record. The transcript has a single exon.